This is a messenger RNA of Neocloeon triangulifer, 2346 nucleotides long. RefSeq names its product 5-aminolevulinate synthase, erythroid-specific, mitochondrial (gene Alas). Gene Ontology annotation, cellular component: mitochondrion. Gene Ontology annotation, biological process: heme biosynthetic process; erythrocyte development; hemoglobin biosynthetic process. The record is from RefSeq and is a predicted model, not a curated record. The transcript is spliced from 9 exons. The coding region runs from base 330 to 2036 and encodes 568 amino acids. Lineage: Eukaryota; Metazoa; Arthropoda; Insecta; Ephemeroptera; Baetidae. Gene Ontology annotation, molecular function: pyridoxal phosphate binding; 5-aminolevulinate synthase activity.
UUAUACACCAUCGAACGAAUACAGUCCGCACAGGUGUCUUUUUGCUUCGCCUACGCGCGAUCUAAUUAGAUAUUUUAUAUAAUAUUCUCUCAGUCUGUAUCACAACAAGAAGUUGUUCUGCGUGCGUUGAAUGGUGUAAAGUAAAAUUCACCUUGGCUCCAUUCUGGACACUAAAGCGCCGCGCGGCCUUUCUUUAUUCCCGGCGCACACCAAAGGCAAACUCGGCUUUGGCCGCAGUGAGUGUUCGCCUCUCAAGGGAGCAACAUCCACACCGUCCGCUCUCUUCGAACUCAUUUUUUUUUGAACCGCAGCUGUGAUUUUCCACGAGUAUGUGGUCACUUUGUGAUUCCGUGCAGGUCGCACGUCAAGGAAAGGUGCUUAUCAAUCUGUUGAACGCGAGCAAAGCUACUGCCGGGCAAUCAGCCAAUUUCAGCUUAAUCAAGAAAAUGCCUUGCCCGUUUUUGACGCGUCUCUCUGCCACCUACAUUCGCAACUAUGCGCCGAGUCUGCUCAAGAACUACGGCAACCAGUGUCCGGUCGUGUCCCGCCUCAUCAGCAACAUGGCCAACGCCGAGACCAGCUCCUCCGAAGCUGGAGAGGCACUGAAAAAGUGCCCAUUCAUGUCUGACGUCAGCCUUGUCAAAGAGGCUAGCAAGGAGAUGCAGGAGGACAUCAUUGAACAUUCACCUGAGAAAGCUGCAGAAGAAACGUUUCCCUACGAGGCAUUCUUCCACAAGCAGAUCAUGAAGAAGAAGGAGGACCACUCGUACCGUGUGUUCAAGAAGGUGAACCGGCUGGCCAACAACUUCCCGGCGGCCAAGGAGUACACCUGGGGCGAGCAGCAGAUCACCGUGUGGUGCUCCAACGACUACCUGGGCAUGUCGCGCCACCCCGAGGUCAAGAACGCCGUGUAUGAAGCGUUGGAGGCCCACGGGGCCGGCGCCGGCGGCACCCGCAACAUCUCCGGCAACUCCAUGUUCCACGAGAACCUGGAGGCGGCCAUGGCCGAGCUGCACCAGAAGGAGGCCGCCCUCCUCUUCACCUCCUGCUUCGUAGCCAACGACUCCACCCUCUUCACUCUGGCGCAGGCCUUGCCCGGCUGCCACAUCUUUUCAGAUGCUGGUAACCACGCUUCGAUGAUCCAAGGCAUCCGCAACAGUCGAGUGCCAAAGCACAUUUUCCGACACAACGACCCCAAGCACUUGGAAGAGCUUUUGUCCAAGGUGGACAAAAGUGUGCCCAAAAUCGUGGCCUUCGAGACGGUGCACUCGAUGACCGGCGCCGUUUGUCCUCUGGAGGAACUGUGUGAGGUCGCCCACCGCUACGGCGCCCUGACCUUCGUCGAUGAAGUUCAUGCCGUCGGACUGUACGGGGAGCACGGGGCAGGAAUCGGCGAAAGGGACAACCAGAUGCACAACAUGGACAUCAUCUCUGGCACCCUUGGCAAAGCAUUUGGAAACGUGGGCGGCUACAUUGCCAGUUCGUCCAAGUUGGUGGACAUGAUUCGCAGCUACGCAGCCGGGUUCAUUUUCACCACCUCGCUGCCCCCGACCGUUCUCAACGGGGCACUCAAAGCUGUGCAGAUUUUGGCCUCCGAGGAGGGGAGACAGCUGAGGGCCCUGCACCAGGACAACGUCCGGUACAUGCGGUCCAAACUGCUGGCUGAAAAGCUGUCCGUCGAGCACACCCCCUCGCACAUCAUUCCAAUCAAGAUUGGAGACCCAAUGAAGAACACAAUGGUGUCGGACCUUCUUCUUAAGGAGUACGGCCACUACGUCCAGGCCAUCAACUACCCCACUGUACCAGUCGGGGAGGAAAAGCUUCGUCUGGCGCCGACUCCGCACCACACCAGGCCCAUGAUGGACCGGCUGGUGGCAGACAUUGUCAAAGUCUGGCACAAAGUGGGACUUCCACUCACUGGCCAGGUCUGCCCUCAGGCGUGCACUUUUUGCCAGAAGCCGCUGAUGUUCGACCGCUGUGAGUCCCGCACUGGUUGUCAGGAGCCGAACUGCCCCCAACUUGUGGCUGCAGCUUAAUUUCACUUCAAAGUGGAAUUUGGUGCCGGAUCUGUUCAUUGGUUUCCCUAUUAGAAUUGAUUGGUUUUGCUGUGGUUGAUUUUGAAAUUACUCAAUGAGAUAAAUUUAAUUCCUAAAAAAAUGUGCUCUGAUUUCUCUUCAAACAAAUGUGAUGCAUUCAAAUUUAUAUAAUGUUCGAGACAUUAUCUAUUCCACAAAUAGCAGAUUACUAAGGGCGUACUUUUGUGCGCCACUUUAUGAAUGUUGAAUGAAAUAUUCUAAUGUGCUUCAAUUAUAUUUUUCUGUUGACCAUUAAAACCAAGCAAGUGAA